UAAUGUCGAUCACGAGUCUAUUGCCGACAAAUUGAUGUCUGAGUUGUGUUUAAAUGAUAUUUCAGCCAUAAAUGUGGAGAAUUGCAGUUCUGGUCAACAAAAGCGGAUAGUAAUAGCGAUGGAAAUGACGGCUGAAAUCAAACCAAACCUCAUAUGUGUUGACGAACCGACUUCUGGUGUCGACAGCUAUUCAGCAAUUUUGAUGAUAAAAUGCUUCAAACGUUUGUCCCGUAAACACAAUAUAUCGAUGAUUGCAUCCAUACAUCAGCCAAACCUCGAAAUCCUAAUGUUAUUCGAUAUGUUGUAUAUAUUGGCCAAAGGAGGGGUCGCCGUAUACUCGGGUCCGCCCCGAGGUUUGCGCUCACAUUUAGAUCAAUGCAAUAUUCAAUGCAAUGAAAACCAAAUACCAAUUGAAGUACUCAUUAAACUGUCGGCCAACGGAUUCAGUGAUGAGAAAGUGAUGGAAUUGUCUCAAAAAACAAAUCAAAUAAUAAACAAAUACAUUGAAAGGAUUCGCACAGAACUGGAUAUCUCUUCGGUCGGAAUUGUCACUAAUUUUAAACACUUUUCUAUCACUGAAUUUCUAUACCUAUUGUCGAGAGCCGUCACAAGGCUUUGGCGACACGAGUGGCCUAUAAUAUUGAUCGUAAUUAUGUGCUGGGAGAGCUCUAAAAGAGGCUGGUAUUCCGUGGAAUCGUAUUUUAUGGUCAAACUUGUAGUGAAUAUUAUACCAAUUUUUGUGACCAAUAUUUGUCUGUCGUUUAUAAUCAAUAUCUACGACCGAUUGGACGCAAUGCCGGCCGCGAUCUUUAUGGCCGUAACAUUGGCUUCAGUGGCCAUACAAAGGAUCUGUCAUUUGGUUAGCAUAUGUUUUCCCCGACACACGGCCUCCGCAGCCAUAAUCAUAUGUGUUUUGUUUUCUCUAACGAACACAAACUUCAUGCCAGUGUAUGAAUUCGGACCCGCAUUUCAACAGUUAACUAAUUUGUCGCCAAUCAAAGCCGUGUUUAGCUAUUUCCAAGUCUAUCUGUACGGUCGGGGCCGCUGUCCCACCGCUACUCAUAUAUCGUCCGUCUUAUAUAGGAAUCAAUUGACGGACGAAGACUUGGAUAAGUCGUGGCCUCACCCGAUGGUCAUAUCCAAAAAC
Messenger RNA from Medioppia subpectinata, 1147 nucleotides. The record is from the annotation of a GenBank genome assembly. Lineage: Eukaryota; Metazoa; Arthropoda; Arachnida; Sarcoptiformes; Oppiidae.